Prorocentrum cordatum is the source of this 664-nucleotide messenger RNA. The record is from the annotation of a GenBank genome assembly. NCBI's taxonomy places the organism in Eukaryota, Dinophyceae, Prorocentrales, Prorocentraceae.
CCCAGGCGCCCAUAAUGCCUUUUCGCGAAUUCAGGGGCCCAACGAAGAGUCUGAUCGAUGAUGCAUUAGGCAGCUUCGCCGUGGCCAGCUUGGAGACAAGCCCGAAGGGCGUCCAUCCCACGGGUGCUCAUGACGACGCCGGCGUAGACGUGGACCCGGUGACCCCGCUGGAGGCUGCGUUCUCGGGCAUGCCAUGGAGCUGGCCCCCAGCUCUGCGCACGGACUGGAGGGACUGGUUGCAGCGCUGGCUCGCAGCCUUGGGCGAGGAGGGCGACCUGCAGGGCGCUGCCGCGCAGAUGCGCCUCGCGUCGCCCAAGUACGUCCCGCGGGAGGGCAUCCUCAUAGAGGCGUACAGCGCCGCGGAGAGGGGCGACAGCGCACCCCUGCGGAGCCUCCAGGAGCUCUUCAGGCGCCCCUACGACGAGCAGCCCCUCUGGGAGGACCAGUACUUCAAGCGGCGGGAGGACGUGACCGGGGCGGUCCGCGGCGGGGUGGACUUCAUGAGCUGAUCCUCGUAGUGGCGCGCCCUGCGACUCCGAGUGGCGCGCGCUUCCCCUCCCUCGCCGGCAAGCUUCCAGGACCCUCUUCCUCCCGCGGUGAAAACAUCACGGCGGCAGGUUUAGGGCUAUAUUUUCGGCUUCCGGGGGCCCUCGCCAGGCCCGGG